AUGCAGCAAGGCAAUGGAUCCAUUGGCAUACUCAGUCCUGAAGUUCAAAAAAUCAUCCUAGAGAAUAUGACACUCCCAGAUCUUAUGUCGUUCGCGAAAACCAGAAUCGAGAAUCGAGAGGGAAUCACGGAAUAUAUCGCGAAACGUCGCGCAGGAUUAUUCAGAGCAUACGUCCAUGAUGUUGACGCUCUGAUCAAAGUUUUGGAUCGCACAGGCUCUCUGGUGUCGGGCUCAAGUGCUCUCAGCCUGGUCCAAGCAGAAGCUGAAGCCGUUGUGACUCAAGACUUGGAUUUCUAUGUCACGGAGUCAUUUGAAGCAGAAGUAGUGAAGCACUUCAAAGAAAACGAAGGAUACGUUAGCAAGCAAGACGUUGUGAAAAAACCAGAAUACGACAGUUCCGCUAUAUCUAAAAUCAUCAAACUGGCGAACGGAGACAAGAAGAUAGACAUCAUCACUACUCACUGGACAUGCGCGAUCGCACCCAUCCUCCAAUUCCACAGCACAGCUGUGAUGAACUACGUCACAGCACAAUCCAUCGUUUCGUUGUAUCCGCGGUGGACAGCUGCAAAUAUGAGCUUCGUCAAUCCGCAAAUGUAUGUCUGUGGCAAGACCAAUCUUCGUACCGUGGAUGUCUUGAUGAAAUACAUCAGACGAGGGUUCAAAAUCAGCGCCGAUCCAUUCAGUCUUGGGGAACAUGACUGCGAAGAAAAUAAGGAGAAAAAGAAGAACAGCGGUUAUUGUCCUCACAAGAUGAGAAGCACAGUAGACGACGAAGUGUUGAAAUGGGAUUUCGGGCCAAAGGAAACAUUGGGAGAUACUUCCAUAACAUGCCAGGACUUGCGGGUUAUGGCUUGGUGCCUCGGAGGUUUUGAGUGUGCUGAUGGAAACAAGGAAGAAACCGUAUCUUAUAUGUUAGUAACGGCUUGA
Molecule: messenger RNA, 927 nt
Organism: Suillus clintonianus
Lineage: Eukaryota; Fungi; Basidiomycota; Agaricomycetes; Boletales; Suillaceae
Exons: 1
Coding region: 1-927 (308 amino acids)
Source: RefSeq, a predicted model, not a curated record